Messenger RNA from Trichoderma gamsii, 705 nucleotides. RefSeq lists its product as hypothetical. Gene Ontology annotation, molecular function: catalytic activity. Bases 1 to 705 code for a protein of 234 amino acids. The record is from RefSeq and is a predicted model, not a curated record. The transcript has 4 exons. NCBI's taxonomy places the organism in Eukaryota, Fungi, Ascomycota, Sordariomycetes, Hypocreales, Hypocreaceae.
AUGCCAAGCUGGACUCACUUGAUUCGUUUCAGGGCCGUUGAAGACGGCCAUGUUCACCUUGGGCAGUUAGUUGAUACUUCACGAGAUGUUGGAAUCGACUGUCUGAAUGGCGUCGAAGUUAAAGCCUUCCUGAUCAAUGGAGAUAUUUUUAGCGGCACGGUGACUGAUAUUGUGCUUACCGUGGACCAUGAAGGCGGUUUCCCGAUUCCAGACGAACUCGAGGUCUUCACAAAGCCGCGAAUGGCACUCACAGGUCCAUUUCCGGCAGCCAUUACCAUUCCGAAAUGUGCCCAGGAUGGAACCAGCGACUAUGAAGCCGAGCUGUGUGUUAUAAUUGGCAAAACCGGUCGAGAUAUCCCUGAGGAAAGGGCUCUGGAGUACGUCCUCGGAUACACUGCGACAAACGAUGUUUCAGCUAGAACGCUCCAGCUCGCGGCUAAACAGUGGUCAUUCUCAAAGGGCCUUGAUAAUAGCUGCCCGAUAGGCCCAGUGCUUGUUUCUCCCUCGGCCAUUGAUGACCCACAAUCCCUUGGCAUCAAGGCCAUUUACAACGGUCAAACGGUGCAGAACGGCAACACAAGAGACAUGAUAUUUUCUGUCAAGAAGCAGAUUUCUUACCUUUCCAGAGGAACAACAUUGGAAGCAGGAUCAGCCGUUCUGACCGGCACGCCGGCUGGAAUCGGGUAUUUUCGAAAGCCACGUUGA